Molecule: messenger RNA, 168 nt
Organism: Paramuricea clavata
Lineage: Eukaryota; Metazoa; Cnidaria; Anthozoa; Malacalcyonacea; Plexauridae
Source: the annotation of a GenBank genome assembly
AUGAAUGGCUUACGUUUAGAGGAUCAUGAUGCUGAUUCGAUAACAGCCGUAUGUGGUGACUCAAUUCAUGCUGAGGAUGUAGAAGUUGCAUUUGAUAAUAUUGAUUGCAGUUGUGAAUGGAAACCAAAGUAUAGCUUACCCGAACCCGAACGUAUCGUACCGCGACCC